AUGAUCCCUGAUCUCUUCUACGUGCAAAGCACAGGAUCGGCCAAUGGACCGUGGUCCCCUUUCCACAUUUGGACUAACCUUGUCUAUUCCCUCUUUCAGGAGUUCCACUCUUCUAGUCAAGCAGAUCGCGCCACUUUCCUGGCAUUUGUCUCUCAAGUGGACUCGUCCCUUCUUCACCGUUACCACUCCAUCCUAGAGCAAUUACAGGCUCUCUAUGCUCCUAUUAAUCCCGACCAGGACACACUGCAGGAGUUCUCUCUGACUGAUGCUGAGCGGUUAGCAAAAGAACAGGAAGUUUUGGCCAGGAUGGAUCCAUUGCUGGACCAGGCCAACUUCAACAGUUUGUCAGAGGAAACCCUGGCCUAUGCCCUUGUGGUCCACCAUCCUCAAGAUGAAGUCCAGGUCUCAGUAAAUCUGGAUCAGUAUGAAUACAUAAGAUUCUGGGCUCUUGGCCAACGGUUCGGACCACUGCGUGUGAUGACUACCCUUCAGAAUCAGAGGGGGUUCUUUGGCACACCUUGGGUUCCACCAGACAGACAGUACUUCAAACGGGUGGUGGUGGCUGCCCGGAUUAAGAAUGCUCACCUCAUGCUUAAAUGCUUUAAGGACAUUCCGCUGGAAGGCCUGGAGCAGUUGCUGCCCGCGAUCAAGGUCCGCACCUCCAUCUUCUACAGGGCCCUCCUCAACGGCAUGCUGAUAGUGAGCGGCUUGGCCUUCUUCGUCAACGUGGGCAUGGUGGUGCUUUCUGACCUGAAGAUCGGCACCACCUCCCUGCUGCUUUUCUUCGCUGCCUUUAUGGCCUUCCGGGCUUGGAAGGUCUUUGGCCAGCGCCGGAAUAUCCACUCCCUUGAGCUGGUGCACAUGCUGUAUUACCGCAGCACAUCCAACAACUCUGAGCUACUGGAUGCCCUUGUUCUGCGUGCCCAGGAAGAACAUGCCAAGGAGGUCAUCUUGGCACACAGUUUCCUCCUCCAGCUGCACCAG
Molecule: messenger RNA, 984 nt
Organism: Podarcis muralis (Common wall lizard)
Lineage: Eukaryota; Metazoa; Chordata; Lepidosauria; Squamata; Lacertidae
Source: RefSeq, a predicted model, not a curated record